Molecule: messenger RNA, 1599 nt
Organism: Dictyostelium discoideum AX4
Lineage: Eukaryota; Evosea; Eumycetozoa; Dictyosteliales; Dictyosteliaceae
Product: acetyl-coA hydrolase
Exons: 1
Coding region: 1-1599 (532 amino acids)
Source: RefSeq, a predicted model, not a curated record
AUGCAUAAAAUUGUUCAACAAGGUAGUAAAUCAUUAAUUGAAUCAAGAAUUAAAAGAAAAUCAUUAUUAAGUAAAGUUGUUACAGAUGUUAGUCAAUUGAUACCAUAUUUUCAAAAUGGACAUUAUGUGUCUAUGGGUGGAUUUGCAGGUACAGGUUAUCCAAAGGUAGUACCAAUUGCAUUGGCAGACCAUGUGGAAAAAAAUGGAUUACAGGGUAAAUUAAAAAUGAAUUUAUUUGUUGGAGCAUCAGUUGGACCAGAGACAGAAGAUCGUUGGGCAAUGUUGGAUAUGAUAGAUAAGAGAUAUCCUCACCAAAAUGGACAUCACAUUCGUAAUGGUAUAAAUAGCGGUAGAAUUCGUUUUGCCGAUCAACAUUUAUCGACAUUUGCAAGUGAUUUAUUGGCUGGAUAUUAUACAUUGGAUAAACCACAUGGAUCAAAGAGAACAAUGGAUAUAGCAAUCGUUGAAGCCACAGAAAUCACCGAAGACGGUUGUAUAGUACCAGGUGCAUCCGUUGGUAUCACACCUGAGAUCUUACAAAUGGCAGAUAAAAUCAUCAUUGAGAUUAACACCUCAUUACCAUCGUUCAAAGGGUUGCAUGAUAUGGUGAAAAUUGCAUUACCUCCAUUCUCAAAACCAUACCAAAUUACCCGUGUCGAUGAUAGAAUUGGUUUGGAAGCAUUCCCUGUAGAUCCAGAGAAAAUCAUUGCAAUUGUAGAAUCCCAGCUACCCGAUAAUACAAGUGUGGGCGCCCCAGAGGAUGAAACCUCCUCUGCUAUUGCAAACAAUAUCGUACAAUUUUUCAUUCACGAAAUUGAACAAGGCCGUUUCCCAAAGAAUUUACUCCCACUUCAAUCGGGUAUUGGUUCAAUUGCAAACGCUGUCAUUGGAGGUCUUUCCAAAGGUCCAUUUGACAAUCUCUCAGUUUGGACUGAAGUUAUUCAAGACACUUUCUUGGACUUUUUCGAUAAUGGUAAAUUGAAAUUCGCUUCAGCAACUUCACUUAGAUUCUCCCCACCAGGUUUCAAUAGAUUAUUCAAUAAUUGGGAAAAUUAUAAAAGUAAAAUCAUCCUUAGAAAUCAGGCCAUUUCAAAUGCAGCUGAAUUAAUUUCACGUGUUGGUUGUAUCGCUUUAAAUACUCCAUGUGAAGUUGAUAUCUAUGGUCAUGUCAAUAGUACCAAUACAAUGGGUUCAAAAAUGUUAAAUGGUUUAGGUGGUAGUGGUGAAUUCUUAAGAAAUUCAAGAAUCUCCAUUGUUCACACCCCAUCAACUCGUCCAACUAAAACUGAUCCACAUGGUAUUAGUUGUAUCGUUCCUUUCGCCUCUCAUAUCGAUCAUACAGAACACGACAUUGAUAUCAUUGUAACCGAGCAAGGUUUAGCUGAUAUUCGUGGUUUGGCACCUUAUGAACGUGCUAAAGUUAUCAUUCAAAAUUGUGCUCAUCCAAUCUAUAAACCAAUACUCAUGGAAUACCUUGAAACUUCUCGUCAAAUUUGUUUAAAAAAUCAUAUGGGACAUGAACCACAUCAAUUAGACAAAGCAUUUAAAUUUUAUACAAAUUUAUCUGAAAAAGGUACUAUGAAAAUUGACAAGUGGUAA